GAACAUGUUGCAACAACACGUAUGCCAGGAUUGCUCACUUUUCCCUUAAAAUUUAUAUGAGUAUAAAAGCAAGGUGGUGCAAACGAACCGAAUUUAAAGCCAAAGGAAGUGUAGUCAAGCAAGAAUCUUUUUAUCUGUGCUGUGAAUUUGUUAAUUUAUCGAGACAUUAAAGUAUUGUGCUCUUGAAUAAAUAUUGAAAUAUUUUGCAUGUUGAAAUCGCAUACAUACAAACUUUUAUGUUCAUGAAAAAAUAGAUAAGCAGUUGUAGUGAAAGAAAUAGAAACAUAGCGGGAAUAGUGAUUCAGCGGGUGCUACUAAAACUUCUUUUGUGCAAAAGCAGUAACAAUAAAUACCACGAAUAUUUGGUGCUUUGUGUAUUAACUCAGAAAAGCAGAAUUUAUUUCAAGAAAACAACUUAGCCACGGCUUUCAUAGUUACCCAGGGCAACCGUGUUGAAAGCGUUGCUGUUUAUUUUUUCGACGUGUGGAAAAAGUGAAAAUUUCACAGAACUGUCAAGUUAUUUACUCGAAUAGACUAGUAUGUUUUUAGUAAAACGCGGCAAUUAAAAUUAAUUGUUUGUUGCAUUCGUUGGCGCGUUUAAGCUCGGUUUAUUUGUCUCAGCAUAUCUGCGUUCUAACCUCACUUUCGUGCGCUUAAAGUCCAAGCAACUGGACACUCGCCGUUUUCACAUACUCUGUCUCCGUUAUCCUUCAAAAUUCAGCUUAGACGUGAUUUACACGCCAUUAAAGAGGGCGUCACCAUGUUACAACACCAUCCCCAUGCAAUACCUCUUGCUGCAGCACGCAUUAAGGAUGAACCCACAACCAAUCCUCCAUUUUUCUAUCCACACAGCAAUCCCAUUGAUAACGCCGCUGCAGCUGCCGCCGCAGCCGCGGCUGGACUCAUCGAUCAACAACAUCGGGACCUACAUAAUGCGCUGGUCAAUGCAGCUGCUGUAAAUGGUACACUGACCAACACAACGGCCGCUGUCUUGAAAAGUCAAUCGGUACAACAACAACAACAGAACACCGCUGCCCAACAGACAGCUCAAGCUCAAGCAGCAGUAGCAGCAGCCCAGGCGCAACAACAUUCACAACAAAAUACAAAUAAUGCUUCCGCUCAACAACAACAGCAACAACAACAGUCGCAACAGAACGCUAUGGUGUUGUUAAAUGGUAAUGCUGGUGCAGUUGCUGGCGGAAAUAAUGGCACCACCAAUGGUGCUAUCAUAAAGACUAGUUCAUCGGGUCGCUCGACGCCAGUAAACGGCAGCUCUACAACAGAUCCAGCACCGGGCAAGCUCUUCGUUGGCGGUCUUAGCUGGCAAACAUCAUCGGAGAAGCUAAAAGAGUACUUUAACGUAUUCGGCACCGUAACCGAUGUACUCAUAAUGAAGGAUCCCGUGACACAGCGUAGUCGCGGUUUUGGUUUCAUCACAUUCCAAGAGCCUUGCAGCGUCGACAAAGUCCUGCAGGUACCCAUACAUACACUUGAUGGCAAGAAGAUCGAUCCCAAGCAUGCAACACCGAAGAAUCGCCCGCGUCAGGCUAAUAAGACAAAGAAGAUAUUCGUUGGUGGCGUCUCGCAAGAUACCUCUGCCGAUGAGGUGAAAGCCUAUUUCAAUCAAUUUGGCACCGUUGAAGAGACUGUCAUGCUGAUGGAUCAACAGACAAAGCGUCACCGUGGUUUUGGUUUCGUUACAUUCGAAAAUGAGGAUGUUGUGGAUCGUGUUUGUGAGAUACAUUUCCACACCAUCAAGAACAAGAAGGUCGAAUGCAAGAAAGCACAGCCAAAGGAGGCUGUUACACCAGCUGCUGCACAAUUGCUGCAGAAACGUAUAAUGCUGAGCACUCUGGGUGUGCCCAUACCGGCCACACCGGGUCAAUUGAUUGGCACACGCGCUGGCGUCACCACCAUGAGUUCACUAGCUAUGUUGCAAGCGCCGACACAACUGCAAUUGCAUGCCGCCAAUGGCGCUGCAGCCGCUGCUGCACAGCAAGCUGCGCUCAUCUCGCAGUCACCCUUCCAAGUACAAAAUGCCGCCGCCGCCGCCGCCGCGGUUGCCGCCAAUCCAGCUAGCUUUGGCAAAUUGCUUGCUACAUAUCCACAGGCCUUGCAUAGCGUCAGAUAUGCACCCUAUCCCAUACCCACAAGCGCCGCUGCCGCCAACGCCUUGGUGCAAGCCCAACAGCAACAUGCUGCGGCACAGCAGCAACAGCAUGUGAAUGCUGCUGCCGCCGCUCAACAGCAACACACUGCCCAUGCUGCCGCCGCUGCUGCAGCACAGCAACAUAACGCCGCCAAUACGCAAGGCGUUGCCGCCGCACAGAGCGCACACAAUGCGCUCGCCGUUACCGCGCAUGGUGGCCAAGCGGGCGCACAUGGCGCUCAAACGGCACAUCAUCCGCUGGCAGCAGCCGCCGCACAACAGGCGGCACUCGUCGCUGGUAAUGCACUGAAUGCAGGCAAUCCAUAUCAAAGCUAUACGCUAACCAAUGUAGACAUGUCCAGCUUUCAGGGUGUGGACUGGAGUCAAAUGUACGGCAUGGGCAUGUACGUCUAAGACACAUUUUAGUAGAGGCAGUCGUCGUUUGUUCAAACAAUCGAAUGGGAAAUUUUUAAGCAAAUGGAGAGUGCAGAAGGAAAUACUCUUAACUUAAAAAUAUUUAUAUACUAUAUAUUAAUAAUAUUAAAUGAAUAUCAACAAUGCUCACAGAUGCAUAAACGGUAGACACCAAACAGACACAGAUUAACUGGAGGUGGGUGUGCGCGCGUUUGCGACGCGUGACAUUUCGACAUUACAACGAUUUGUGAUACAUUCAUAUACAAGUGUGUUAAGCGUGUGUGAGCGCGUGUGGGAGAAGAAUUUGUUAAUCUAUUGGGAAGUUGACUACAACAAUAUUUUACGUUCUCAACAUUAUUUUGAAUUGCAUUAAAGAGAAAAAAUUUAAAGAAGAAAAAAAAACACUAAAAAUGUGUAUAAAAUGCUUAUUAUUAUUCUUAAUAUUACUUUAGUAAUCAUAUACAAUUAAAAUGUUAUGCGCAUGCGCAUGUGCUUCUUCGCUAGGUUCUUAAUCUAAGAAAAUGCUAAUUAAAAUGCUCGUUUGCAAUACAUAAAUACUUACUAAAGACGCUCAGAAAUGGAAAAGAAAAUUGCUUAAAGACAGUAAUUGAGAAUUAUAUAUAUACGUAUAUGUUUUUGCUGAUGUUAGGUAAAACACCAACUAAUAAAUUUCAAUAAGACAAAAUAAAAAAGGAAAAAGAAAAAGUUUCGCAAAAAUUUAAGAGAGUUUUUGGCAAAAAAUUUUAGUUAAUGCAUUGACAAAAGACAAACUCUACAAAGAGUAGAUAUUAAAAGCUAGAAAGAUGCAGUGCUAUGCGCAUGAAAAUUAAAAAAAUAGAAGUACAUACAAAUAUACAUUUAGUUAGCUAUAAGAGACUCAAAGCAAUGAAAAUAUGAAAUAAAAGCAACCUUUUAAAGUGCGCAUUUUUUGGCGGCUGCAAACAACGCGUUCACAUACGCGCUAGCGGCGCAUGAACAGUACUUUGUCAAUUUCGAAACUGCAGCAAUAUGUGUAUAAGCAGAAGAAAACAAAAACUAAAAAAGAAAAUAUAAAAAUUGUGUAUUUGCAAUUGUUAAACAAAUGCCCAUAUUAAGUAUUAUUAUAAUCUUUUGAAGGCGCAUGAAACGCGUUAUUAUCUACAAACUAUAUUUAAUUUUGCGCCAAAAGUUCAGGCGCCUAUACUCAGCAAAGAAAAUGAAUAUGUUGAAAAUACCAUACAUAAUUAAUUAAUUUUAAGCAUUAAGCAGAGCAUCGUUAUAAUGAUGCAGUGAAAAAAGGUAAAAAGAUUCUCUACAAAUGUGUUAACUUAUAACCGAUUCGCAAGCAAGAUAAAAAAAAACAACAGAAAUUAAAACUAAAAAACUAAUACACACACAUAUAUAUAAAUAGAGUAUAACACACAGGAAAAUGAAAAAAUGCAUAUAACAAUAAUUAAAAAUAAUGAGAAUUAGAAUUUUUAAACCACCGACUUGAUUGCGUUUAAUUUAGAUAAAAAAAAAAAAAACAAACAUGACAACAACAUAAACGAAAUACAUACUACAUAAAACAUUAUGCAUACAUACAAACGAGUACACACAUACAAAUUCAUAUGUAUAUGCAUACAAGCCAGGUACAUCAGCUGCAUAUUUAGCAUAGAUAUGUAUUUACAUAAAUUCAUAUGUUAAGUGUGCUCUGCUCAAGUAAGAGAAGGGAUACAAGUAAAAAAUAUGUGAACACUAUCCACACAAAAUCAUAAAAGUAAUGAAAAUCGUAAAACAAGCGAGUUAUAUAGCUACAGCUACUACGUAAAUCCCAAAAAGAUUACUGUGCGUUAGUAUAACUAAGUAAAGGGGAAAAUAAACCCAACUUCAAUGUACUUAAAAACAUGCGAAAUGCAUUUAACCCUGACACUUGCGUUAUGGAUUUUCAUUCGUUCAAAAUCAGUUCCUAAUUGGCUAUAAAUUUAAGCGACAACGCUUGAUGCUGCAUAAACAAAUUUCAAUACAAUUCUUGCUUGCUAAGCAAUGCAGUCUGUCUAGCGCUUUCGAAGCUUACAAAUAAACUGCAAACCUAAUUGAUCUCAAAUCUAUCAGAAAUUGAAAACGAUUAUCUUCACAUUCAUCUUACAUGCAUGAAGAUAUUAAAAAAGAGAAGUAAAUUCAAAAUAUGUUAUAUGUUUUAGUGAGGAGAAUGUAAAGUAAAUAUGUAUUUUUAGUAUCAAGUUGAGAAUUUGUUAUUUCCAAAUUGGAUAACUUGAAUGCUGAUACAACGAAAAAACGCUUUUCCUUCUGCUCUGGAUCUGCAUUGGAGUGAAAAAAUAAUCAUAUAGUUAUAGCGCAAGUUUUCCGAGGUAUCAUUAAAAUGCUGAGCGCGUUGUCGCCGCGUCAAUUUGUUAACGUAAAACUGAUCGUGAGACCUACCCGGGAGGUCUUUUUGGCGAGUACCAUUUGUUCUCGCAAUUUUGGCUUACGUUAACUGUAAAAGCAAUAAGCAUGCUUUGAAGAUUUGGCGAAAGGGUGCUUGGUAAUACAAAUACACUGUGCUCUCUUUGGGAUUUUUUCUUCACUUUAAUCAACC
Rhagoletis zephyria (snowberry fruit fly) is the source of this 5120-nucleotide messenger RNA. RefSeq names its product RNA-binding protein musashi (gene msi). The record is from RefSeq and is a predicted model, not a curated record. Gene Ontology annotation, biological process: regulation of translation. Gene Ontology annotation, cellular component: cytoplasm. Lineage: Eukaryota; Metazoa; Arthropoda; Insecta; Diptera; Tephritidae. Gene Ontology annotation, molecular function: mRNA binding.